AUGCCCAUUGGGGUUAACGCAUCAUUCUACCCAUCAUUCUCCGCCUCGGUAGCUAACGCGUUUUCCAUUCUUUCGGAUCUGGCUUCUCGAAUGGCAGGAACGCUGUCCAUCUCCCAACUGUGUGAGCCACUAAGCGGGUUCCAUAUGAGAGUAAACGUAUUUGAACUCGUCAGUCGGGAUCCAAUUCCAAAGCUGAAUGAUAUGACGAUCCUUAGAAUUUGGCCAUUGAGGCGAAUGACUACAAUUCUGGGCUUCGUAGCGGUUAUACGCAGUCUCCAUAGAGAUUGUCUGCGAGAUAUGCAAUUAGAUAUCCUCCAUAGAAUAAUGGAAAACGAAGGAGUGUCGGCCCAUAAAUUCGUGGGCCAUGCCCACACCUUGCCAACUCUCCGCAUUGCCGACCAUCCCGUCGCACCAUUCCCCUCACUCCAAGAGCUGGUCUUCGAAACCGCUUCAGAAAAACCUGAUGGUAGAUGGUUCUAUCAACACGAUGCCUCUGAAGAUUACCCUCUCAAUACUAAUGUUGUCAUUCAUAACCAGUUUCAAUCACUGCCCCGACAUCAUCACUUUUUUAUCACCCCUAAUGGGUGCCGUGGAAGAUUUCAAGCGCCUCCAUUAACUACGAAGAGAUUUAUUACCCUUUUAUCGGUUGUGUUUUUGAACUUUGGUGUCUCCUAUUGGAGACCUUGGGAAGGAGCCCAAGCAGCGUGGUGUGGGAUUCUAGGCCCUAAUGCGAAGAUCAAGUUUCUCGAUGAGAGAAAGAGGAUAUGCGAAAAUAGACCGGGCAAUCUGGAUUUGUCCUUAAAAAUUCCGAGGUCGGACAAGGGAGUCGCUUAUGGACUAUCCCCUUAA
Messenger RNA from Lindgomyces ingoldianus, 849 nucleotides. RefSeq lists its product as uncharacterized. The coding region runs from base 1 to 849 and encodes 282 amino acids. The record is from RefSeq and is a predicted model, not a curated record. NCBI's taxonomy places the organism in Eukaryota, Fungi, Ascomycota, Dothideomycetes, Pleosporales, Lindgomycetaceae. The transcript has 12 exons.